Molecule: messenger RNA, 3907 nt
Organism: Leguminivora glycinivorella
Lineage: Eukaryota; Metazoa; Arthropoda; Insecta; Lepidoptera; Tortricidae
Exons: 25
Coding region: 69-3188 (1039 amino acids)
Molecular function (GO): protein binding
Source: RefSeq, a predicted model, not a curated record
UAUUAGCCAUUAGCAAAAUAUCGGAUGCAAUAUGGUUUUGAUAUUCGUGCUCAGUCAUCGAAGUUGAAAUGAAAAAGAGCGUCAGUUUAGAAAAGAUAUAUGAUGCAGAACUAGUGUCUCAUGUAAGAAACAGCUCUUAUAUACGCCGAUUUCCCGACGCGGAAAGUACCGAUCAUGAUCAUGAUGCCUACAGGCGUCCAAUGUUUCCCUUUAAAAGCACUCCGAGUGGCAACCUAAAGGUGCAAUCCAAUCAGGUAGUAUUUCAGUCGUCAACCGUGGGCGUCCUCUUAGCAGAUCCGACACAGGCGUCAGUAAAAGUAAAGUUUGAAGGAAAAGCAGCUGGCGAACCGGAUGAUGACAGCGAAAUUAAUGACCUACCAGACGCGUGCCACAACGAAUGCGGAGGCAAGCCGAAGCUAUCCGAAGUGCCACAUGAGAAGGGCAGGGACCUGGAGAGCCUCGGGUUCGCGCAGUUUGAGCCGGUGGACUGGCUUCGAGUCCAGUUGCCCAAGAAGCAAGACCUGUUCCAGGAGUUCUAUCGACGUGUGCACAACUAUGUCAACACCGACACCAUAAUACACAUCGGCGAUGAAGAGUUCCACUGUCAUCAUAUAGUAUUACAAGUCUAUUCGGCAUUUUUCAACAAUAACACGCAAAAGGAUAUCACACUGCCAGUGGCUCGCGUGACGCCGCAGGCGUUUCAAUCGUUGUAUGAAUGGAUGAUUUUCAGCGGACCAGAAAGCAACAGGGUUCUCAAACGGGAUAAUAUACUGGCACUGUAUUGCGCGGCACAGUUUCUGGCUAUUAAAGAUUUGGAAGAUCAAUGUUGGGCGUUUAUUGCCAACGAGUGCCUGAUAAACGAAGACACAGCGUUUGCGUUGUUUCGAGAAGCGCGAGCAAAAGGCACCAAGGAAGUCGUGGAUAUAAUGGUACCACGGGUUCAAAGAUUUUUCUUGCCUCUGGUGGCAUCGAGAGAUUUCUUUGCCCUAGAACUCGAUGAGAUCUUAAUUUUCUUGAGUUCUAAUUACAUCUGCGUCACCAGUGAGAUAGAAGUCCUGAUGGCUGGAGUGCGAUGGCUUAACGGCAACUGGCCAGAGCGUCGUCGGCACGCUGCUGAAGUUAUGCGCUGUGUGCGUUUUGGCCUCAUCUCGCCCUGGCAACUUGUGGAUAUCAAGCGGAAUCCUGACAAUGCUGAGAUUCUAGAGAUCGUCAAUGAUCCUGAUGUGCAGCAGAUGGUUGAUGAUGGACUUGCCUACGUCAUCAUAAAAUACUGGUACGGCAACAACUCGAAGAAUUAUUACCACUGGAUAGAUGUUCUUGGUCUUACGGAACCUGCUGAAAGGAAUUGGAUUGGAGAAGAGACGAAUCAUGUCACAUACAAGGAUUUUCUGAAAUACCUUGAGCAGUUCAUGGUGCCCAAGGACCAAGUGUACCAGCAGAUGGCCCUCAUGCAACCACCGCGGAGAAAUGAUGACAUACCCGGCAGUCUUCGCGGCAUGGACGCUGAAAACAUGGACUCGCGAAGACCUAAAAUGGACUUACCCCUGCCGACGACGUUUAAAGGGUUCGCUGGAGAUAAAGAAAAGUUUCCUGUGGGAGAAUUUUUUAUGGAUCGGAGAAAGAAUAAAGACCCUAGUCCACAAAUGGGCGAGGCACCAUCCACGGCCCCUCGUGAUGACGACCUGGCGCUGCAGAUGAAGAGAAUGAGGAACGUACUGCACGGGAGGGCCGAACAAGCAGGGGAGGAACGGAAAAGGGCUGUGCAAAGUAAAUUCCACCUGCCCGCGCACCGUCCGCAACUGCAGCAGAUUCAGAUGUGUUUAUUGGAACAAGAUAACCAGUCACAGAAACAGCGGGAGCAAGCAUUCGAGCCACCUGAGAGGGAUUCGAUUGAAGACCUAAACACCAAUCAGAGUGAGACUAGCGACUCAGAACACAUAUUGCUACGUUACGAGAGGCGGCCGAGUGCAGCGGCUGCCUACUUGGCUGCUGCCACGGCUGCCAUGGCUGGCCCCAAGGUGCAGACAGAGGCAGCAUCGUCAAGUGCUCAGAAGAGUCUAGUAGCACCGAGUUCGCCGUUGGUGGGUCGACAGAACAACACGAGUCCCACCAUCUCGCUUUUCAACCAAUCUAAAGAAUCUUUGGCGAAGAAGAAUAUGAAUAAAUUAUCAACAUCGGUCCUAGGACCGACCAAUAAGAUCUACACGGCCGAUGGUUCUCUGUUCAACUACAACAGAGAGACUGUGUUGGUGUUCGGGGGCAUCGACCCUCAUGCGAACUAUGGCCUUGGGAGAAAUACGGGGAAGGACAUAUUUAGGUUUGAUCCAGUGACUAACACCUGGGAUGUCGUUGGAGAGCUUCCUGAGCCGAGGCAUCAUCAUUCGGUUGCUUUCUUACGGGGAAGAGUGUAUCUCGUUGGUGGUUCAGAUCCUCGAGACGACGACACACGCGGUAAAUCAGUAGUGGUGUCUACUGUCUGGAGUUUUGAGCCGGUAACGCGGGCCUGGUUCAGCGAAUCCGGCCUCGCUGUGCCGAGAAAGAACUUUGGCCUCGUCGUGCACAAGAUGGCGCUGUACGCCAUAGGAGGGCAGGAUAAAAAGGGCAGAGUCCUUCGCUCGGUGGAGAAGUUCGACCCCACCACUGGUUCUUGGAGCGAAGUCCGUUCCAUGGGCGUAGCUCGCAUGGCGGCCGCGGCAGCUAAGUACCGCGAGUACAUCUGGGUCGCCGGUGGCAUGACCGGUGAAAAGAAGCGACCUGUCUGCAAGGUCGUCGAGUGCUACAACUCUGAGACUAACCAGUGGACGACGAUUUACGACCUUCGGUUUCCACGGUGCUUCUCCACGCUGUUCGCGAUGAACGACAAACUGUACCUCGUCGGAGGCGCCGGCAAAGUGUCAGAGAGGGAAAAAACUGCGAGCAGUGUUGGCGCCAUAGACUACUGGGAUUGGAAAUCGCGCUGCUGGAAGCAGCAGACAGAGAUGUCUAUUCCGCGACACGGGCAUGCCCUCGCGUACCUCGGUACACAGAUGAUCAUCAUAGGCGGUGUGACAACUAUCUACAUGCGCGCUCUCAACAACGUGGAGUCUUUCUGCUGCGAGCGGGAGGCUUGGAUCAGGGGUGUCGCGUCCAUGCCCUCGCCUCUGUCCGGACACGGUGCCGUUACCCUACCACCGGCAUCGCUCAUGUAACCCUACUUAAACUAAAGGUGUCGUGGUUGAGGGGUAGGUGUGUUCCAUACCGUUGUCUCUAUCCAUCGGCGCCGUUACCCUUCCUUGAGCAUCGCUCAUGUAAUCUUAGUCAAGAGCCAAGUCAGUCACCCAAGCGUCUUUGGAGAGUCCAGGUCUAGUCAAUGCUAUGUAAAAUGGCCUCGCAUCGCCAACCUUGCACCUACCAUAGAGUUGACUAGACGCUGGCGCUCAAGAGGUACUUAUGUUUGGUGGCUCAAUGUUCCAGCCGUUUUAAUACCGUUGAAUUUAAUGGCGGUCAUCCAAGUGUGACUAUUAAGUAGUCUAUCCGUAUCAUUGUAACAAAAUGAACGAAUGGUGGAGACGUUACGGGUUGACAAGCAUUGCAUUGGAUCAAUAUUUCUAUGCAAAGUUUUUGUGCGCGUCUAAAAUUGAUUUGUGAUUAAAUUUUUGUUGUAUUUAAUUUUGAAUAUUGUAAAUGUAAUUUGUUAAAUUGACUUUCUUGGUCGCUUGUGUGUUAAGUUAAAAUAAAUUCUUGUACAUGUUGCACGAUUAUAUUUAUUAUUAUAAUCAGUAAUCACUUACUACGAUCAUUGAAGAAAUAUAAAAUAUUCCACUGCACUUGAUAAAUACUUAUCACUUCAAGAAGUGAUAGAGUAUUUUUAUGGGAUAUCUUAUCAAACAUCAAAGUCUAGGUUAGCCGCUGGACUGAAGCACGUUAU